Molecule: messenger RNA, 5891 nt
Organism: Drosophila hydei
Lineage: Eukaryota; Metazoa; Arthropoda; Insecta; Diptera; Drosophilidae
Exons: 4
Coding region: 473-4570 (1365 amino acids)
Biological process (GO): regulation of transcription by RNA polymerase II
Molecular function (GO): DNA-binding transcription factor activity, RNA polymerase II-specific; RNA polymerase II cis-regulatory region sequence-specific DNA binding
Source: RefSeq, a predicted model, not a curated record
AUAUAUUUUUCGAGACGCAGAAGGAAAGGAGCUCUUAUCUCCGCGAAAAAUGGAUUAUUCCAAUAUAUUUUGUAAUCUUAUUAGAAUUUAGUUUCAGUGUUGGAAUUACAACAAUAGUAGUAUUUAUUUUAUCUGGCGCCAAGGACGUACGCUCGCCUUAGACUCGGCUUGUCCAUGCAAUUGGCAUAUUCAAAAUGGUUUAUUAUCUUGCGUUAUUAACAUCCGUGUCUUCCGUCGCAAAAAUGUUCGUUGCGCCAGUUAUCGACUUCGCAAUCUUCAUCUCCUAAAGCACGCGUCAUCAAUCAUUUAGUGCGUAAGCUCGUCGACCAAUUGAAAUUUGUUAGCAUCGGAAAAAAACAAUAACAAACGAAUAACGUUGAAAAGUCAAAGUGUGUCCAGAAGUAACUCAGAGAAGUUGCUGCUGGCUGGUGGCUCGAAGGUUAGUGUGUUGAGAGCCAGCCCACCACCUAACAUGUCUGAAAAGCAUGGCCAGAUUAGUGGUGCGCAGUGGACGACGAAAUCGGCAGCAACAGCGGCGGCGGCAACGACAGCAUCAGCGGGGGGCACAAUUACAUUGCCGUCGCUGCCAAAGCAUCAGCAAUCCAAUCCAAAUUCCAAUUCCAUAUACGAAGCAACAGUCGCCACAAGCCCUUAUGGAAUAUGUGGCGUGCCUGUUCCGGUUCCGGACAUUCCCACCUAUACAUCUGGACGGUUCCAGGCUCCACCCAUCCAUUUGCAAGCAGCUAAGUCAGCGCCGCUGACAAUUGCGCCGAUUGUGUCGCCAUCCCUGACACUUACCCAGUCCCAGGUGUCUCCCACACCCACAAAUGUACCUGUUCCCAGCGGGGGUUUCGUGCCGCCUGCGUUUUCAAAUGUGAAUAAUCCUGGACCAGCAGUCAGUAGUACCACAUCUGUGCUUACGCCCAAUCCCUUUGCAGCGGCCGCUGGCAAUGCUGGUCUUGCAUUUGUCAAUGCCUUCAGCGCUCAACAAUUGGAGCUAGGCAAGAUUAUGCAUGCAAUGAAUGCUUCUUCGGCAUCAGGAACACUGGCACCUGCAGCUAUCACGAGGCAUCCACAACCUCCACAUCAUCCACACACACAUCUCAGUGAUGGUGGUUCAGUAGCCGUGCCGCCGGCUGCACCCAGUGGCGCAAUCAAUUCCUCAAUUGCGGAAAAUGUGAUGAAUUCUUUAACCAGCGACGACGAACGCAUGCGACGCGUCCAGCAGGUUAUCGAAACUAGUUUGGAUGAUACUGCAAAGGUACAGAUCGCUCAAAUUCUGGAAAGUGUUGCAGGGCUGAAGCCUAUUGAAAAACUAUUCUUGUAUUUGCGUUUGCCUGGCGAGAGUGCGGACACGGAUCCAUUAAGACAACCACAAAACCCACUGGGUACCAGAUCCGAAAUUAAUCACACCAUCAAUUGGGUGCGCUCACAUCUCGAACACGAUGCUCAGGUGUCCAUACCAAAACAGGACGUUUACAAUGAUUAUAUCGCCUAUUGUGAACGCCUGAGUAUUAAGCCAUUGUCAACUGCAGACUUUGGCAAGGUCAUGAAACAGGUGUUCCCUGGCGUCCGCCCACGACGUCUGGGCACGCGUGGCAAUUCGCGGUACUGUUAUGCAGCUAUGCGGAAGACCACAAAAUUGACACCGCCACAGCUACCGCAGCUAUGCAAAGAUGAGCCACCCGAUGACGCUAUUGUAACGGAUGCCACUCCCGCACAGAUUAAACAAUCACCGAAUGCGGCAACGGAAAUCGAUGGCCCGAAAGCCGAUAAUGAGGGCAACUGGGAUGUUGUGCGCAGCUGGGCAGAAAAGCUGCUUAACACCAAGCUAGAAAGCAUUACAGAAUUAGCCACGCGUAUAAAGAACAACAAUGCCACAAUUAAUGCGACAUUGGCACCCAAAAAGUACACACCCAGAGAGCCUAAAGAGAAGCGGCUACUUGCAGAUAUGGGACCAUUGAAGAAGCGUCGUAAAAAGAAGCGCAAAGGCUCCACAUCCUCGGAAUCCAGUUGCAAUCAACUGAGUGCCGCUCAAGAUGCGGGCAGUAGUCAGGAAGCAGUCAGCGAUGAUCACAAAACAGAGCAGUUACUAAAAAUCAAGCAGGAGAUUAUAGACUCACCCAGUGGCUAUCUGACAUCCCAACAGCUUCAGCAGCAGCAACAAGUUUUGCCGAUGAAUUUGGCCACAGAGCCGCGCAGUAAUGCAGUCCGCAAUCUAACGCCCAAACUAUUGGAGCUACAAGCUGCGGUAGCAGUUCAGCAACCAUUAUCACCCAGUGCACUGGUUAUAAAGGACGAGGCGGAAGAAUAUAAUACCACCAAUAUAUUUUGCAAAAAAGUACUAAAAGCGCAGCAGACCAAAGGCUUUUGGGCCAACUCUCCCAGCAGCGGCAGUGCAACUGGCGCCACUUUACUUGUACCUCCAGUAAUAACGACGACGGCAGCAACACCACCGCCUCUCGUACAGCCAUCUGCUGAUAGUUCGCCCGCACAUGUGGCGGUGCUCUCAAUGGGCCCGCCAGCUCAAAUGAAUCAUCCCAGUUCUAUCAGCCCGUCAAGCAGUCUAGACACGAACACUACUACUCCGAAAGUCGCGUCGCGCAACAUGAUGUCGCUGCGGGCCAAACGCUUAAUCGCAGAGAAUGCAGCAGCCCUGGCCGCUGCUGCAGAGGACACCGGGCUGGCUGAGAACCUGGGUUUGCCACGUGAGCGCGUAAUUAGCAUAUGCAAUAUGGAUAAGCAUGAGCUUGACGAUUACUUUCUGCCCGGCGAAGAUGAGGAAGAGAACUCAGAAGGGCCAGAUACCGAGCUGCUUCAAUAUUUUCAGAUGGGAGACGCUGAGGAAAAACAACUGAAUUCCUUAGAUGCUCAAGCAGAACAACACAGAAAUCCACAGGCUGCCACAGCUACUGCAAUACCAAAUGCAAUGGCAACGUCAACAGCCAAAUUGGCAACGGCAACAGCGACAACAUUAAAAACGACGCAACAGCAAUUACAUCAGCAGCAACAAGAGUCGCAGAUGCGUCGAUUAAUGCCUUUGCCAACACCAGUAACAACAGCGGCAGCAGCAAAUGUUGUGGGUUCUGCCUCAGCGUCUCUGGCACUAAUGUCACGAAAGCAUCAACAACAACACCAGCAGCAGCAACAACAACAGCAACAGCUGCAAACCAUCAGCAACAACAACAACAGCAAUAAGCGCAAAAUUAGUCUAAGCAACGCGUCUAGUAACGGCAACAACAAGAACUGCAUUUUUUUGCCCAUUUCACCGAACAUCAAUAGCAACAGCAGCAGCACAGUUUCAACAGCGGCAGCGGCAGCUGCAGCACCAACACCAGCACCAGCACCAACACUAGCACCUUCACCUGCAACACAAACAGUAGCAGUAACAACAGCUGGGAAACUGACCACGCAGAACUGCUUUGCCAGUCCGGGCCUAGCAUACAUGCGACAGCGUUCCAGCCUGUUAACCAAACAGCAAUCGCUUGAGUUUGACAAUAACAACGGCAAUGGGGAUCCCAUGAUUGGUGCGCAUAGGCGUAGACGCAGCUAUGUUUACAGCUAUCCCAGCAGUAGUUCUGCUUCGGCACCGCCCAGCCCAUCGCUGCUACAGCCGUGCAUGGGCGUCAACUGGUCUUUCCUUGGCGGCACUGGCAGCAACAACCAGUUCAGCGAGAACAUCGUCAGCAGUAACAACAGCAAUGUGGAGCUGCUCGUGAACCAAAAUUCAAUGGACUUGGAAACUAGCCUAGCACUAAGCGGUGCAAAUAUGGAGCUAAAUGAAACGCAACGCUCGCAGUCGGUGCCAUUGUCUCAGCUGCAACGCAGCAGCAACCACUCUCCUUCAACGGGCUACAACCGCUCGAUUAACCAGGCCGUCACCACUGGCAUAGUAAAAGAUGCGCUCUUCUCCGAAAACAGCAAUAGUCAGCAGUCGGUUGGCACAUUAAAGCUAGGUGGCGGGGAAGUGGAUGUCUCGGCCAGUCUGCUCUACGAUGAUGUCAGUGCGCUUAUUUCUCCCAGCUUUAAUAACAAGUUCGGCGGCAUACAAACGACAACCACGUGCAGCUCAUCAGCAGGUUCAUCGAGUGGUUAUAGCAGUGCUGGCAGUGCUGGCGGGAUUGUGUCUCGUUCUGUGCCUUCCACGCCGCUGCCGCAUCAACAGUCGCAGUUGCAGAGCUGCAACAGUGGCAUAAACAGCACCAAUGGCAACGGUAAUACAGCCAGUGGUUUCUUUAACAUCUCACCAGCCUUUAAUUGGGGCGCCAGCAAUGUGACCUACGGUAGUCAGUCAUACAGUUCACGCAAUCCUUUGGAUAUUUCCAAGUCGAUGCCAACGACGCCCAUAACAACACCCUGUUUCCGUUAUAGUCCUGUCGAGUUGAAUCGCGACUUCUUGAUUAACGGAAAUACAAUUGACAGUCUGUCGUCGCCAGCUGUGGCAGCUUUCAACAGUGCCACAGAUGUCGUUUUGGCGCUUAGCACCGAUACGCUGAUUGAUGAUGGUGCACCCAAUAACAGCGAUGUGGAGGCCAUAAUUGGCGCCGUCGAUAUACUCGACAGCUUGUAGAAUUUGCCCGAAGAGAAAGCUAAAUCGCAGACGAAGAUGGCGAGCGAGACGCAGCCAGAAGAGCUGGUUAUGGCCUGUUUGCUACAGCAUGUGGAUAAGCUAUAGAUGCCUCUCACUAACGUACUCUCAUUCUCACUAAUUUUCUCUGCAACCGGAAACGUGUAAUCACAAUUUGGAUGAAAAGCAUAACAUAGUUAGUAAUAGUGUUUUGCUUAUUUAUGUUGUGUUUAUCUUAAAUAAUUGUUGUACCAUAUUUAAUGUGCCCAAUCACGAGCUUUCUCUUCGCAAUUCUCUAGCACAAACGCAAACAUUAUUUAAAAUUUGAUUAAGCUAAGCUCCAAUAGGUUUCAACAAUGUCCAAACAGCAACUUGUUUAAAUUGGAAUGUCCACGUAUUUUGUUCUUGCAUGUCAUUGAAACCACCCAGAAUCAAGUAUCCCUCAGGCAGUUGUUAUUUGUAAGUGCGUGCAUAUACAUUUGUUUACGUGUAUGUAGUAUAUGUAAUAAUAUAUGCUUAUGCAUAUUGUUAUGAUGUGGAAAUCAGUUAGAAACUGUUGACAAUUUUCCAUAGUUGAACACUUUGUUUUUAACAUCAAUCUUUGAUUUAAAAAAAAAAACAAGGCUAUAACCAUAGACGAUUAAAAAUAAAACAAAAACAUAAAUACUAGAGUAGAGAACCUUACAAAUGAAACGAACUUAAAGUCUGAAUGAAUUCGACGUGCAGUGGUUUUUUAAAAAUAUUUAUAUACACAUAGUAGAUAAAAGAUAAAAGAUUAAAGAUUGUAACAUUUUAAAUGCUCCCGUCAGGGAUUGAGGUGGUUUUUCGAUCCCGCGAAGAGCCCAGACUAAACAUGCAGAAUAGUUGUAAGCUACCAAAAGUUGAGGGCCCGAACAAGCGGCAAGCGUUCAACAAUAAUCAUUAUCAAAUUUCAAUGUUUAACUGUGUGUCUAGAAUUACGUAACGUAACGUGGCGUAUUUGUUAUCAAAUCAAUUUGUAAUUUAAACCGGCUAUCAGAUAGCGUCGAUAGCUUAAAUUGGUCGACCUUUUUUCGAUUUUAUUAACAGUCUAUAUGUUAGGUACUAUGUAAUUUCUUUUUUCUAUUCAAUUAAAUUGUUAUAUUUUCUACCCUGUAAUUAGACCGCAUUAAGUGGUCAUUGACUAGCAUUAAGUGUUUGUUUGUUAUUGAAAGUGUUUUGUUUGGAAUGAUAAUGCAUAAUGAGAGCGGUGACUCCAAUUAUAGCUAAUUCUUUAGAUUUAAUUUUCUGUGUAAUUCACGUUCUAUUAUCUAGAAAUUUAGUGUUAUUGGUAUGCUUAAUGUCC